This is a messenger RNA of Orussus abietinus, 1054 nucleotides long. Its product is annotated as dexamethasone-induced Ras-related protein 1. The transcript is spliced from 4 exons. The coding region runs from base 263 to 895 and encodes 210 amino acids. The record is from RefSeq and is a predicted model, not a curated record. Gene Ontology annotation, molecular function: GTPase activity; GTP binding. Lineage: Eukaryota; Metazoa; Arthropoda; Insecta; Hymenoptera; Orussidae.
UGCUACCGCCUCGUCGUGCUGGGCAGCGCGCGCGUCGGCAAGACCGCCAUCGUCUCGCGGUGAGUCUGAUCCAGAGUCCGCGACCGCGAGUGCCCCCCCGACGAGACUCCGGUCCGCUUUUGUCCGCAGGUUCCUCGCCAACAAGUUCGAGGAGAGCUACACGCCGACGAUCGAGGACUUCCACCGCAAGCUCUAUCGCAUCCGCGGGGAGAUCUACCAGCUGGACCUGUUGGACACGAGCGGGAACCACCCCUUCCCGGCCAUGCGCCGCCUCUCCUUCCUGACGGGCGACCUCUUCGCGGUCGUCUUCGCCAUGGACAGCAGGGAGUCCUUCGAGGAGGCCAUCCGGCUGCGGGAGGCCAUCCUGGAAACCAAGACGAGCGCGGCGCAGGGCGCCGGCAAGGCGCGCGGCAGGGGCGGCCACCACGGGCCCCGGGUGCCCAUGGUCCUCGUGGGCAACAAGUGCGAUCGGGACGUCAAGGCCGUCGCCCCGGACGAGGCCCAGCGGUACUGCGCGACCCAGGACGACUGCUGCGUUUUCGUCGAAGCCUCGGCCAAGAGGAACCACCACGUCGACGAGCUCUUUUACCGGCUAUUCGUCGUGGCGGGCCUGCCCCUGGAGAUGGCCCCCGACCACCACCGGAAGGUGCCGCUCAACUUUGGCUCGCCGACGAUGCUGCCCCCGCCCCAGCCGAAGCACAAGGCCACCCUGAGUAUAAAGCGCCGGCUGAGCGACGCCUGCGGCGUCGUCGCGCCCAACGUACGUCGGCCAAGCAUUCGGACCGACCUGAUGAUCAUGAGGACCAAGACCUGCGCCCUCGGGGCCACGGCCGCGACCGAGGGCGCCGCCUCGCCGCGGACCUCCGACUCGGCGAGGACGUGCUCGAUCCAGUGACUCGCCGGGGGAUGUCCUCGCCGCCGCGUACCCCGCUCCGGGGCGAGGACUCGACGCGGGUUCCGCCGCGCGGAGAUCGGACCUUGCCGGCCAGGAGCUUCGGUUCGAACGUUUCACAUGUCGGAAUAUGCGAAAUAAAGCGAAACCCUUCCAAGAGUC